Messenger RNA from Rhincodon typus (whale shark), 2260 nucleotides. RefSeq names its product jagunal homolog 1a (gene jagn1a). The coding region runs from base 127 to 678 and encodes 183 amino acids. Lineage: Eukaryota; Metazoa; Chordata; Chondrichthyes; Orectolobiformes; Rhincodontidae. The record is from RefSeq and is a predicted model, not a curated record. Gene Ontology annotation, cellular component: endoplasmic reticulum membrane. Gene Ontology annotation, biological process: endoplasmic reticulum organization; granulocyte colony-stimulating factor signaling pathway; vesicle-mediated transport. The transcript has 3 exons.
GGGUGCUGUCGCGGUGCAUAGUGGGAGCGGUUGCUCGGGCUGAGUCAGUUCACUGGCGGCGCGAGCGGGACGUGAUCACGUUGGAGAUCGGUAUCGGUGGCCUGGUCUGGAAGCUGAUUGGCCACCAUGGCGUCCCGUGCAGGCCCACGUGCAGCAGGAACAGAUGGCAGUGACUUCCAACAUAGAGAAAAAGUGGCUUCACAUUAUCAGAUGAGUGUGACUUUGAAGUCUGAGAUCAAGAAACUGAUAGUUGCACACAUGGUAAUUUGGACAUUGCUCAUUCUUCAGGUUAUUGUCAGUCACAUGAAAUUGGUGUCACAUGACCUGAUAGCUAUGCCAUACCAAUGGGAAUACCCCUACCUGCUGAGCAUCAUACCAUCCAUCUUUGGUUUUAUAUCCUUUCCUCGAAACAACAUCAGUUAUCUUGUGCUCUCCAUGAUCAGUGCAGGGCUGUUCUCCAUUGCUCCUCUAAUUUAUGGUACCAUGGAGAUGUUCCCCAUGGCACAACAGCUCUAUCGGCAUGGCAAGGCCUACCGCUUCAUCUUUGGCUUUUCUGCUGUAGCAGUCAUGUACUUGGUCUUGGUUAUUGCAGUGCAAGUUCACGGCUGGCAGAUCUACUACAGCAAAAAGUUACUGGACUCUUGGUUUACUUCCACACAGGAAAAGAAAAAGAAAUAGUUGGUGGAUGAAUACUGAGACCUGGUCAAUGAACAAUGUAAAUAUAAUGGGACUGUAUCAGUCCUGUAAAUAGUGUUAAUAGUCUAGUGUUUAAAGGCUGUAGAUUGUUUUGUGUAUGCUGUUUUGUUAUUAAAACCAUCUUUGUAUCCUAGUGCAUCUGCUUCCACGUAACUUAAAACUGACAGUGGUAUGUCUCCUCCAGGACAUUUGGUGCAAAUGUUAUUCCAUACUGUGGAUGUCAGUGUGAUGCUUCAUACUCCAUUUAAGGAUAAAACACAAUUACUAAACUGUUGGGAAAUGCAGUAAAUUCAGAAAUGUUUCCAGUGAACCUGAUUUUAUUGAAAUCAAAGAUUUGAUUGUACUUUGAGUUGAAAUGCUGUAACUUGUGAUUUUUCAACAGGACAAACAUUUUGUUUUUGGUUUAAUUGGCUGUGAAAAGCUGCUGUUAAGAUUUUUUUAUAACUUAAUUUAGUCUUGCUAACUAAUUAAGCAUAAGUUAUGUGGCUGAUAGAACCGUUACAUAGCUUUGGGACUUGUGCUAUGCCUCGUCCAGACUGUAUUUAAAUACAAUCAUGAUUGGAUAGAAUGUUGAGACCCAUAAGAUUUGUUCACUCCUUGAAGAUCAAGUCAGCCUUUUCAUUUACCAUGAAAGCAUUCCAAAUUAACUGAACUAUUUAAUUAAAAAUACUUGUGCUAACGCAAUUAAAAGAAGUUAAAGUAGCUAUGUUAGUAAUUUCAGUAAAGACCAACAUAUGACAGUACAUUUAACCCUUUGCAUAUACUUUAAGUUGUGUUACACAACUCUCUACAUUCUGGAUAUAGCUCCUGUGCAUUGUGCAGUCUGUAAUGUUGCAUAUAAAACCAUCUCUGUGUAUAUUGGAUCUCAUGAUCUCAAGUGUAAAAUAUAUCAAGUGGCCAGUGGAUUUUUUUGCAUCUGCCUUAUUUACUACAGGAAGGCAAAUCUUGAUAUGUGACACAACUAUAAUAUUGUUUGCCUUCAAAGAAAUGUAGAGGCUGUCAGCACACCUGCAAUUAUUUAAUAAUAACAGCAUGCCUACGUAAGAGUCAUCGUGCUGAGUAAAAGUGGACUUAAUUCCAUUGGCAAGUUGUAAUCUGGCCUAACAAAAUGAGGUGGAUUCCUGCUCCAUAUUCAAACAAACUUGAGGAAAGAAUUUCGUCCUGUUUAUUUGUGGAGCUGGAAGGAAGUUUAACAGUAGAAAAACACAGAUGGAAGGCCUGAUAAUUGUGGGGAGCAUGGGUUGCAUUUUAGUUGCUGCAGGUUUGAUUUUAAGGCGAGGAGCUUCACAUCUAGCUGUCAGACAAAUGAAAAAGUUAGGUAUAGUUCAUUCUAAUUUGAGCAAAGUUUGUGUUUUAUUUCCAAAUGGGCGUCAGUGAACUUAAUUUUUUUUCUGAUUUUCAUUAUUUCAUAUUGUGUUUGCCACAAUGGCAGAAAAUUGGGUGCAUUGCUUAAUUCAAAGUUAUGUGGUCGUGUAACAUAAUUUAAUUGAGGUCUAAUGUAAAUGGGAUAACUUGAUGCAUAUGUAUGUGUUUUGUGCUUUAUGAAUAAAAUUGAGUCAUCAUA